GGGUUUUAAUUUGUUCAAUUGUUUUGGGUAUUGAGGUUGACUAGGCGGUCAACUUGUGUGACUCAGUAUUUCUAUUAGCCCGUUCACCAUUUUCGUUUGCCACGUCAUAAAAAAUCUGGCGCUGUUAAUUGGGUAUGACGAAGACUGACGGCUGAUGAUUAACAAUGUAACGAUUUGUAAAGUAAGUGAAGUAUAACAAAGAAAAAAAUUUCAAAUAUGUUUAUGUCAAUACACUUGUUUUGCAAAUAGAAUGAUCCAACCGUAGUACAAUUAGUGUUUUAUAGCGAUUUAAAUAAAAUAUAUGAGAACAAUGAAAAUCAUCAAUACCAAAUAAAUUAGUAUGUCAAAAAGGGUUAAUUCACAUAAAAUAUUUAUCAUCAUAAAUUGAUAACUAAUAGUUAACAAUUAUUACCAAAAUACCGUCCGAGAAAAAGGGUUUUAGUGGAUUCUUCUCUCUUUUCUCUCUCUUCUCUCUGCUCGUUCUAAGGUUCGGCUUAGGAUAAAAAAUGGCGACCGUCACCGGCGGAGCCUCCUCAGGUGCCGUCGGUGACGGGCGCACUUGGGCGUCGCUUUUUUCAUUUAAUCCGGACCUAAAGCUGGAUUAUUAUGAGCCGGAGUUUAUCAACGGAUCGCUGCGAAUUCCCAAAUCGGUUCUCGAGGAGGGCUCCAAGCGAUGGGUUCACUACUGAGUCGGCCAAUUUCUUGAUCGACCAACAUCCCUCUCCUCCAUUCACUUUUGGGCGAGCUGGAUUUGUGGACAAGAUGGAGCUAUUCGGGUUUCGUGGUUAGGGGAGCGGCUGGUUCUUUUUUAAUUCCCGACUGCAGAAGUCUGCCGCUCGGUUUUCGAAGGAGGCCCGUGGCAUCAUCGUGAGAAUAUGUUGUUUCUGCGCAAAGGGAGCUAGGUAUCCAACCUCUUGCCAUUGAUAAUUCGCUAGUUCCGGUUUGGGUUAAGCUUUCGAAUCUGCCGUCUGAGAUGGCGUCCAAGGAGGGAUUAGGGCGAAUUGCUAGUUCUUUGGGUCGUCCUCUUUGUGUAGAUUUUCCUAUGAAGCGAGGGACGGUUGGGGGUUGCGAAGUUGUGUGUUGAAAUUUCAGUAAAAACUAAUUUGGUGAAUAAGCUAAGCAUUACUCCUCAUGAUUGCCCAGAGAUGUUUGUUGAUGUGGAGUCUGUCAUAUCCCAAGCAAAUGUGAGAAGUGUCAAUUAUUUGGCCAUGACUGUUCUAAUCCUGGAGGGAAGACGAAGAAGGUCUGGGUUGUUAAGCAGCAUAGGAUGAAGGAGCUUGAUCCAGUUGAUCCUGUUGGGUUGAAGGAUAAGGGGAAGGGUGUGAUAGAAGAGUCUCAAAAGGAAGUAGCUCAUGAAGUAGUGGUUGCUAAGGUUGAGAGUUCUAUUUCUUCUCCUGAUCCAGUACAAGAUAGGGGUGCAGACCUCUCUACAGUUGAUGAUGGGUUUCAAGUGGUUACACACAGGAAGAAUAGAGUGAGAGCUCCUGCCCCGGGUCCUAUAUCUAGAAGUCCAUGGAUUUUGUCAGCUGGUUCGAGUAAGAGUCCACUUGAUGAUCAGGCAUUCCCUUCAUUAAGUCGACCUGUUUUGAAGCGUCAUGUGGAACCUCCACCUAUUGCUCCUGCUCGGGGAAAGGGUAGGGGGAAGAAACGGGGUAAAUGAAGGUACUGUGUUGGAACAUCAGGGGGUUUAAUCCCCGGGAUAAGCACACUGCUAUGCUAAAGAAGUUUUGGAAGUUGAAGUUAGAUAUAGUAGCAUUAAUAGAAACUAGAGUUAUUGCCUCAAAUAGUUCUGAUAUUCUCUCCAAGAAAUUUAGUCAGUUUAAGCAUUUGAAUAACUACCCUAAGUCCGCUAAUGGACGUAUCUGGUUGCUCUGGAAAGAUGGCCUGGAUGUAGUGAAGGUUGAAGAUGGGCAGCAUUUUAUUAAGGUCAGAGUUGGAGGUCCUAUCCCUUUCCUCCUAUUAGUGGUUUAUAGUCCAAACGAAGAAGCUUAUAGGGCUGUGCUGUAUGAGGAGCUUUUACUCCAGCAAGAGGUUAACGCCCCAAUGGCCAUUAUGGGCGAUUUUAAUGUUGUUGUUUGAUAGACCGUUAAUUACACAUGUUUUCACCCCUGUUCUUACACCGUUUGAGAUGUGGUUUCUCGUGUUUUAGACCAAUUUCACGCUAGGUUGUGCUUGUUUGUGAUAUUUCAGGUCCUGGCAAGUGAAUGAAGGUUUAGGAGCGAGUUCGGGGUCGAUUGGGCGAAGAUCGGGCGCGAGACAAGUAACAAAGGAGGUCACACGGGCACACCCACAACUCACACGGCCGUGCAAGUGACCACUUUGGCCGUGUGAGAUUGUGCGAGAGCAAACACGGCUUGCCCUGAUGUUCACACGGCCGUGUGAAGGAGUGGUUUGGCCGUGCAAGUUUCGCCGAGAGCAAACACGGGCAGAUGGAAAUCUCACACGGCCGUGCGACCCUGGCCGUGUGAGAAGCCUGAAGAUCGAACUAAUUGGAACGCAGCGUUUUGACUCACACGGGCAACUGGGUAAGCCACACGGCUGUGCCACCCUGGCCGUGUGAGUCGGGACUUUCUGCUUUUAAGCAGAUUUUCAGCCACAAGUCGAGUGGAUUCGAGUUUUUGAGAGAGAGAACGAUUCCUAGAGAGAGAAAGCGACGAACAAGAGUCUCCAAGUGCCCUAGAUUGAUCUUCAACACUAUUGGAGGCCAGUUUGAGCUUGGAGAAGUGCCGAUCAACGUCCAGAAGCAGGAAUCCAUCCUUCACAGUAUGAAUUCCGCGUCUGAUUCUGCUUUUGCUUUUUUCUCCAUGGAGUAGUUCUCCCAUUCAUCUGGGUAUGGAGAACCCUAGAUUUGUAUGUUAGGCUUUGAUUGUAUGAACCCAAAUACUGAUUCUAUGAUUGAUUAUAUUCGAUUGAGGUUUGAAUGAUUGAAUGACUUGAAUCCUGAUCAAAUUCCUGUUGUUUCUGCUUUAACCUAGAAUGAGAAUAUCUGCCUAGGUUGAUAGAGCAUCCUUGAUCGAAGGUAGGGAGUUGGUGACUUUAGUCGAGGAGCCAACUCACUAUUCUGUACCGGAUUUACUCCGGUAGUGGAGGUUUUGUUUGUUAAGGACUCAAUCUGUUUACUCCGGUGGAGGUUAGUCGCCCGCUAGAGACUCAGAUUGAGAGGGUCUGAAUACCUUUAGUCGAGACUUCAGGCUGUUUAAGAACCUUCCGCAGUAUAACUAUCAUAGAAACUGAACUUGGUAAUUAAAAUCCGGCUUAACUGCAGUCUAGGGGGAACCAUAUCUGGGUGACCUCCUUAACUUGAAUACAAUCGUUUGUUUGCU
Linum trigynum is the source of this 3323-nucleotide messenger RNA. The record is from the annotation of a GenBank genome assembly. Lineage: Eukaryota; Viridiplantae; Streptophyta; Magnoliopsida; Malpighiales; Linaceae.